UCUGUGCUGAGUAGAAUAUAAGAGGAGAAAACACUAACAGAUUUUAGGAGAAGUACUUUCUCAGAAGUGUGAUAUGGAGCAACUUCCAGUUCUCCUUGUGAUCUUUGUGUGUUCUAUUCUUUCUCUACCAACCCUAUGUGCAGGGAAACCCCGCUAUGGGAUUAUUGGAGGUAAUGAGACAGAACCACAUUCACGGCCUUACAUGGCAUACUUAGACAUUGGUCAGUACUCUUGUGGAGGCUCUCUCAUUGCUAAAGACUGGGUAUUGUCUGCUGCCCACUGUCAUGGGGAAAUCACAGUUAUCCUUGGAGCCCAUGAUGUGACUGAAGCUGAAAAUAGUCAACAGAUUUUGGGUGUGGAAAGCUAUUAUGUUCACCCAGAGUAUGACCCAGAAAUGAUAAAUAAUGAUAUAAUGUUGUUAAAGCUCAUAACCCCGGCCCAGAUAAAUCGCUAUGUGCAGCCGAUUAUGCUUCCAUCCAGUACCAGUGACCUUCCAAAAAACGUCCUCUGCAGCGUUGCUGGGUGGGGACUGAUUGACAAGAUCCAUGCUACUGACAAAUUAUUUGAGACCAAUGUGACUAUUGUAAGCAGAAGAGACUGCCACCGCUAUUAUCACCACUUGACUAAUGGGAUGAUCUGCGCAGGGGACGUCAGAAAGAUCACAGACUCUAGCCAGGGAGAUUCUGGAGGACCUCUUGUUUGUAGAGGGGUUCAGGAAGGUAUAGUGUCUUUUGGAUUCAAUCAUCCCCCUGGUGUCUAUACAAGAGUUGGCAAUUACUUGGAUUGGAUUAAACAGACCAUAUCUGAACAUGAAGACCCAAAAUUCUGAACAAUGCUCUUUGUGCUCGAAUGGCCACAUUUGUUUUCCUUUAACAAAUCUCUAAUUAUCAUGGUAAUUAAAUAUCUAUGUGAUCAAACAAAUUGUUACUCAUAUAUUAGCUUUAG
Messenger RNA from Nanorana parkeri, 945 nucleotides. Its product is annotated as mast cell protease 1A-like. Gene Ontology annotation, biological process: proteolysis. The coding region runs from base 74 to 829 and encodes 251 amino acids. The record is from RefSeq and is a predicted model, not a curated record. The transcript is spliced from 5 exons. Gene Ontology annotation, molecular function: serine-type endopeptidase activity. Lineage: Eukaryota; Metazoa; Chordata; Amphibia; Anura; Dicroglossidae.